AUGCCAGGCGAAACAGCAAAGCGCACAAAGCGCGAGGAGUACAAGAAGUCGCUGCAGACGGAGGAGCAGCAGGGCGCUAUGCCCAAGAAGAGGUUCUACAGGCAGCGCGCCCAUGCGAACCCCUUCUCAGAUCACUCGCUCACAUACCCCAAGAGCCCCGCAGACAUGGACUGGGCGAGUCUAUACCCCAUGUACGCCAAACAUCCCAAGAAAGAGACGGAAGAAGGGCAGAAUGAGUCACAUGAUCUCAGCAUAGAAGAGCAACUGGAAGCAAAUGCGAUAUCAAAGAACGUCGAAAUAGCAGACAUAGGAUGCGGUUUCGGCGGCCUACUCUUCGCCCUCGCACCCAAAUUCCCUGACACAUUGAUACUCGGCAUGGAAAUCCGCAUGUCAGUAACAGAAUACGUACAAGAAAAAGUCCGCGCCCUCCGCGUCCAAAACGCCUCAUCAUCGCAGCUCUACCAAAACACCUCCUGCAUCCGCGCCAACACGAUGAAAUUCCUGCCCAACUUCUUCCAAAAACACCAGUUAUCGAAGAUCUUUCUUUGUUUCCCGGACCCGCAUUUCAAACAGCGGAAACACAAGGCGCGCAUUGUGUCCUACACCCUUAACUCAGAAUACGCUUACGUAUUGAGGCCUGGGGGUGUGGUGUAUACGAUUACAGACGUGCAGGAUCUGCAUGAGUGGAUGAAGGGGCAUUUUGAGCGUCAUCCGUGUUUUGAGCGGGUGGAGAGGGUGUUUGAGGAGGGGAGCACGGUGGAUGGGGUUGAGGGCGUGGGCAUGGAUGAGUGUGUGAGGUUGAUGAGGAGUGAGACUGAGGAGGGGAAGAAGGUGGAGCGGAAUAAGGGAUUGAAGUUUGUGGCGUGCUUUAGGAGGAGGGAGGAUCCGGAGUGGCCGUGA
Messenger RNA from Alternaria metachromatica, 900 nucleotides. It is a transcript of the gene TRM8, whose product is annotated as tRNA (guanine-N(7)-)-methyltransferase (tRNA(m7G46)-methyltransferase). The transcript has 3 exons. Bases 1 to 900 code for a protein of 299 amino acids. The record is from RefSeq and is a predicted model, not a curated record. Lineage: Eukaryota; Fungi; Ascomycota; Dothideomycetes; Pleosporales; Pleosporaceae. Gene Ontology annotation, cellular component: tRNA methyltransferase complex. Gene Ontology annotation, biological process: tRNA methylation; RNA (guanine-N7)-methylation. Gene Ontology annotation, molecular function: tRNA (guanine(46)-N7)-methyltransferase activity.